Ziziphus jujuba (common jujube) is the source of this 2475-nucleotide messenger RNA. Its product is annotated as ABC transporter G family member 1-like. The record is from RefSeq and is a predicted model, not a curated record. Gene Ontology annotation, molecular function: ATP binding; ABC-type transporter activity; ATP hydrolysis activity. The transcript has 8 exons. Gene Ontology annotation, cellular component: membrane. NCBI's taxonomy places the organism in Eukaryota, Viridiplantae, Streptophyta, Magnoliopsida, Rosales, Rhamnaceae. The coding region runs from base 219 to 2246 and encodes 675 amino acids.
AAAAAUUCCUAUUAUGUGUCAAAUUUUGAUUGGAAGUAACCUAUUACCUCUUUCACACAUAUUGUACACAUGAAACGUGUUCGAUCGUUGUUUUAUCUAUAAAUAUAAUGAGGUAAUCGGAUAUCUUUAACGCUGCUUCAAACGGCGAAGGAAAAUAGAAAGGCCAAGGAGUACUAGCUUCUGUUAUUUUUUCUUUCAUAUUUUCUUGGAGUCCAAACAUGGCUAAUAAUUUAGAGAUUAGAGCAGCAUUGGAGAUGGAAAGAGUGAACUACAACAACAACAACAACAAUAAUAAUAAUAAUAAUAAUCAUGAUAAGGUAGUGGAAGAAGGAGUUUGUUUGACAUGGGAGGACCUUUGGGUGACAGUUUCAAAAGGAAGGAAUAGCAGCAAAGCAAUCCUCCAAGGUCUUACUGGCCAUGCCAAACCAGGAGAGCUCAUGGCUAUAAUGGGUCCUUCUGGUUGUGGCAAAUCCACACUUCUUGAUGCUUUAGCAGGGAGAUUAAGCUCAAAGACAAGACAAAGUGGGGAUAUUUUAAUAAAUGGGCGCAAAGAAACACUAGCUUAUGGUACAUCGGCAUAUGUAACACAAGAUGAUACUCUAAUUACAACUCUAACGGUUAGCGAAGCCGUGUACUACUCAGCACAACUCCAAUUGCCGGAUUCAAUGUCCAAAUCCGAGAAGAAGGAGAGAGCAGAAAUGACAAUAAGAGAAAUGGGUCUUCAAGACGCCAUGAACACAAGGAUUGGAGGUUGGGGAUGUAAAGGACUUAGUGGUGGGCAAAAGAGGAGAGUGAGCAUUUGCAUUGAAAUCCUAACACAUCCAAAGCUUCUCUUCCUUGAUGAACCAACAAGUGGGCUUGACAGUGCAGCUUCUUACCACGUUAUGAGUGGAAUUGCAAGCUUGGAUCAAAGAGAUGGAAGUAGAAGAACUAUAAUUGCUUCUAUACAUCAACCAAGCAGUGAAGUCUUUCAACUCUUCAGCAGCCUUUGUCUUUUGUCUUCUGGUAAAACAGUGUAUUUUGGUCCUGCUGCUAGAGCAAAUGAGUUUUUCACUUUAUGUGGGUUUCCUUGCCCUACUCUUCAGAAUCCAUCAGAUCACUUCCUCAAAACCAUAAACAAGGAUUUUGAAAAGGAUAUUGAACAAGGAUCAGGUGGGGCAAUAUCCACAGAAGAAGUAAUCAAUACCCUGAUAAAAUCUUAUAAAGCAUCUGAAACUUACCAGCAAGUACGAAGAGAAAUAGCUGAAAUAUCUAAAAAGGAUUAUGGAGCUGUGGAGAAGGAGAGAAACCAUGCUAGCUUUCUUACACAGUCUGUUGUUCUUACAAGGAGAUCUUUCAUAAACAUGUUUCGUGAUCUUGGCUACUACUGGUUGCGCCUUGCAAUCUAUGUAGCCUUGUCUUUAGGAUUGGGAACCCUCUACUUAAAUGUCGGCUUUACUAAUGAAUCGAUUCAGGCAAGAGGUUCACUAAUCAUGUUUAUCGUUUCGUUCCUUACUUUCAUGGCCAUUGGUGGCUUUCCUUCCUUUGUCGAAGAUAUGAAGGUAUUUGAACGAGAAAGAUUAAAUGGGCACUAUGGAGCAGCUGCAUUUAUGAUGGGAAACACAUUUUCUGCUGUGCCAUACUUGCUAAUCAUUUCAGUGAUUCCUGGAUCACUAGCUUACUUUCUACCUGGACUUCAAGAAGGAAAUGAACACUUUUUCUACUUUUUCUGUGUGAUAUUUGCUUGCAUGAUGCUGGUUGAGAGCCUAAUGAUGAUUAUUGCAAGCCUUGUGCCCAAUUAUCUUAUGGGGAUUAUAGCCGGUGCUGGAGUUCAAGGUCUUAUGAUUUUAGGAGGCGGAUUUUUCCGGUUGCCAGGAGAUCUCCCAAAACAAUUUUGGAGAUACCCAUUGCACUACAUUGCAUUCCAUAGGUAUGCAUACCAAGGAAUGUUCAAAAAUGAGUUUGAAGGUUUAACUUUCCCUAACAAUCAAGUUGGAGGACGACCUACAAUAAGUGGAGAAGAAAUUUUGAGGAAUACAUGGCAAGUUAAUAUGGGUCACUCCAAGUGGGUUGAUCUUGGUAUUUUACUAGGAAUGAUAGCUUUCUAUAGGAUCUUGUUCUUGGUGAUCAUCAAGACUAGUGAGAAGCUCAAGACUGUUGAUCUAGGAAAGUUCAUGGCAAUUUCUCCUAAGCAAAGCAUACAGGUUAUAGAGAAUCCCAUUGCUACACCAAUGCAUGGAGAUCAGAUAAACAAUCACCAAUACUAGAUCAUAUAUAUAAAUUAGUAUUGUAGUAUAUUUAAAAUAACAAUGGAAGAUGUGUAUUAUUAGAGCAUCAGAGAAAGUGAAGUAUGUUGUUGAUUAUAAUUGGAGUGAGAUAGGAUGGUGCCCUUUCAGAGUUGAGUUAGACUUACAAUGUAUAUUAUAGACUAGGCACCAACUUUAUGUUUUCUUCCAAAAUUUGGAUAUCUAUGGAAUUUUGUUACUUUUCUUUUUA